Daldinia loculata is the source of this 3595-nucleotide messenger RNA. RefSeq names its product kinesin-domain-containing protein. The record is from RefSeq and is a predicted model, not a curated record. The coding region runs from base 455 to 2953 and encodes 832 amino acids. Gene Ontology annotation, biological process: microtubule-based movement. Gene Ontology annotation, molecular function: ATP binding; microtubule binding; microtubule motor activity. The transcript is spliced from 7 exons. NCBI's taxonomy places the organism in Eukaryota, Fungi, Ascomycota, Sordariomycetes, Xylariales, Hypoxylaceae.
UGUGCCAACGACGGAAAGCUCAGACCAAGUUCCAUGUAAGCUGAUUCUUCCCGUUCAGCCCGCUUCACCCGUUUCAGCCCCAUAAAACUGGAAGCUCUUUCCCCAAAUCAUCGUAGCUACGAAAGUACAAAGUUUUAAUAUUUCCAUUGCCCGGACAACGUCGUCAUGUAAUCAACAAGACGGGUCUGCAUAACCAACAUUUGCACAACUCAAAGCUUUAUCCGCCUACAAUCUACAAUCUACACGCCACACGCCAUCAAACGCUACCCACUUCGCUCAAUGGAAAAACAGUCUACCAUUUCAAACCUAAUUCACAUUAACUUCAAUACUAUCUUAACGUCGACUCCUUUUUCUUGACCUCGAACUGGCGCGCGCUCAUCCGGAGCUUAAUUGCUUUGUUAUUUAAUUUGGCUUGCGUUUUGAUUUUUGCUUUAAUCUUCCGCGGGACGCCAACAUGGAGACAGAGAGUGUGCAACUUAGGGCCAGCGGUAUUCAAAAGCCAUCGAAAGUAACGACGGGAAUACCUAGACCUGGGUCUAUUUCCAACGGCAGCGGCCUGCACGAGAUGACUAGUUCUCAGAGUAAUGUUCGGUCGCAACCGUCAUCGUCGAUUCCGGCGGCACAUGGGCUGAAGCGUAGCGUGCCGGCGCCAGCCGUACAGUCCGAUGCCAAGCGAGUGCCUCUGUCCAAAAGAGCGGGAGAACAUACCGGCACCUCUAGCACUACAUACCAGCCUUCGCAGAGCUUGAGAGGUAUGGCUCUGAAAGACGCGCCUAGAUCCAACCACACGAGCUUCAACGGCGCCUCAGCGUCCCGCCACACUUCGAAUAGCAGCUAUUCCUCCAGUACAAGCAGUUAUGCUACGAGUAUCAGCUCCGGCUGUCGCCCCUCUUCUCGUUCACAGUACUCGCAUUCGCGAACACGAUCGGCCGUAAAACCUGGACGGCCCGCAACUUCGAUGGGUACGCGCGAGGAAGGACAACCCAAAAACAACAAUGUAUCCGAGAUCGAAGAGAAGCUCGGCAAAAUGGACAGCGAAUUUCAGCAACUAAAAGAGUUCAUGAAUGCCACCGAGAAGAGCAGUUUCAGUGUCAAGGAAGAGCUCGAAGUUGCGAAGAAGAGAGUGGCAAAUCUAGAGGACCAGCGAAACGAAUUGCAAAUGGAGAGGGCAAGGCUCAUGGACAAGUUAUCAGACGCAGAGCGCCAAGUUCGCAACCUCAACAUUGAUAUCCAGGAUCAACAGAGACGCCAUGACAAGUACUGCGAAGAAAUAAUCGCAGAUCAUGAAAGAAAGUUGAGAACCAAGGUUGACGACUAUGAACGCGAAAUGGACAAGGUCGCUAAGCUUCAACAAGAAUUCGAAGAAAAAUGCGGCGUUGAGGCAGAAGCCAGAUUAGACAACCUAUCUCAUGAGAAUAAGGAAUUACGGAGUGUCCUCGAGAGACAGAAGCGGGACCACGAACACGAAAUUCGCUUACUCAACGUAGAUCUGGACAGGCAGUCUAUCCGGAUGCGAGAUUUCGAAGACACCUUAAGAAAGUCAGAAGAGGAGCAGCGAUUACUCCAGGCUCACAUUGACGAAAACCUCAAGACAAUUGAUCGGCUCAGAAAAAGAGCCGAGGAUGCCGAGGAAAGCCUUUCCAAAGAUAAGGGCCAUCUAGGUGGACAGAUCAGUCUUCUAAGUCAAAAACUAGACAUCAGCUCGGAGCGUAUCCAGAGCCUAGAAGAACAGAAUAAAGUCAUCCAGUUGGAAUGCGAACGAAGGCUUCAAGAAAUCGAGCAAGCAGCACAGAAGAAGAUCGACGGGGAGACCAAAGCAUUGCGAGACAGGCUCAUCAAGGAAGAAGAGAGGCGGCACAAGCUCUUCGAACAAGUACAAGAACUCAAGGGAAAUAUUCGUGUCAUGUGCCGAAUCAAGCCGCCAGCAGACAAAUCGAGCGAUGUUCUGAUCAAAUUCAAUCCACGAGCGAGCGAGCUCGACGAGGACAAGAUCGACGGUUUAACCAUACCGACAGAGCGAGAAGACUUCAGAAUGCCAGGCAAGAUGAUUGCUGGUGAACCAAAAGACUUCAACUUCGAGCGAGUUUUCGAUGACAACUGCACGAACAAAGACGUGUUUGACGAGAUUAGUCAACUCGUUCAAUCCGUCAUGGAUGGCAAGAAGGUCUGCAUCUUCUGCUACGGCCAAACCGGGUCAGGCAAGACGUACACGAUGAGCCGAAAGGGGGACGGUAUCAUCCCCAGAACACAAGAUAUGAUCUUUAGUGAGGUCGACAGACUAAAGGUACUAGGCUGGGAAUACACGGUCGAGGGUAGCUAUUUAGAGGUCUACCAAGACAAGUUGUAUGACCUGCUCGCGUCUCGCAGCACGAAGCCCGAGCCACUCACAGUAGAUCCAAUCAGCGAAGAGUUAAACAUCAAGGGCCACUCGUUCACGCUCCUUAAGGAAGAAAGGGACCUUGAUGAAAUGGUUAGGACGGCAGACAACAACCGCCACACAGCCGCAACCGCGAUGAAUGACCGGUCGUCGCGUUCACAUUCUAUCUUAGUCUUGAAGAUCCGCGGGGUCAAGAAGAACGAAGAUGGCGAAAUCAUUAGGACUCGAAAGGGCACCCUAAACCUGAUCGACUUGGCGGGUUCUGAGUCCCCCGACAAGGCGCGUGGUGAACAGAUCUACCGGGAAGGUGUCGAGAUCAACUCGUCGCUAAGCUACCUGCGAACAGUGUUAUCACGCCUAGGCCAGGGCAAGACGGAGGGCGUAGACUUCCGGUCUUACACUCUAACCCAGUUACUACGGCCGUCGCUAGGGAAGGGUUGCCGGACACUGAUGUUCGUCAUGGUGAGCCCGCUCAAGGAGAAUGAGAAUGAGACUAUAAGGAGUCUAGAGUUCGCCAAAGAUGCUCAAAAAGUCAAGAUGGGUGGCAACGGAGGAGCCGCUAAGAGCAAGAAAUAAGGUUUACAAUCCAGGAUAUAAAACGACCGUUUCUUGUAGCAUAAUUUUUCUCUCCUCUCGAGUUCUAAAGAAGAUUCGGGCGGGGGUCGUGUGAGGAGCUUGCAUACACACAUACCUGUUGUUGGUGGUUCGUUGUUUCCAGGGCGAAGGGAGGAGGGGAGCGAUGCGGCGUUCAGCUAAUCAGGGCGUUAUAGGGGCAAGGUAUAUUCAAUGAUGAAUGAUGUUGUGGUUUUUAAAGUACCUGACUUGAGUUGUUCCGUAUAGAGGAUCGAUGCGUCGAUACGUCGAUGCGUUUUUGAAAGCGCGCUGUUGAUAUUGACGGGCUGAGUUCGAUUAGUGGUAUAUUGAAUAUUAUGGCUGUAAUUAUCAACGCUUUUUUGGUGAUGGAGGUUUGUGACAGGCUUGAUACUGAGUAAUAGUGAAGUAUCGUGUAUAGCUCCUGAGGCGAUUCGGAACUGUUGAGGCAUAUAUGUAUUUGACGAGGUCAGGGGUCUGAAGAAAAGCUGCCCAAGUCUUUUGUCUGCUUUCUAUGUCUUUGGCGCACCCUAUAGUAGAUAGUAAGUACCUAGCAAUAAUGUUGUCCGCGAUAGCCUAGAGUUACUAUCUCGCCGUCGAAAUAGCGCAAGACAUCCUGAGGCCACC